UAUAAAAAUGAAAUAUUAUAAUUUUAAUCAGCUGUUGUAGUACUAACAUUCACAUCGAACCUAGAAUGCCACGCCCACUUUCACUUUGAAAAUGAAAGUAUAAAGUAUAAAUUGCUCCAUGACUGUGACAUCACUGACACAGUAAUUAUAACCUAAAUAGGAAGUUGCUUGAUGUAUUCAUAAGCUACUUAAACAUUCAGGUCAUAAACUGUGAACUUUCCUGUUAAUCUGAUGAAUCGACACAAGGAUAAAAUGAAAAUAAAUGACAAAAGUUUGACUAAAUUUGCUUCAUCAGGAGCCCCUGCAGACAAAGAAGGGUAUUUAUUGAAAAGGGGAGACUUCAAUAAAGGAUAUCAAAGGAGAUGGUUUGUGUUAAAGGGGAAUUUAUUAUUUUAUUAUGAGAAACGCAGUGACAAAGAACCUAUAGGAGUUAUUAUACUAGAAGGAUGUACUAUAGAGUUGUCGGAGGAUACAGAUGGAUUUGUAUUUCAAGUAAAAUUUAGUGCCUCAGGUUGUAGGACUUACAUUAUUGCUGCAGAUUCACAAGAGGAUAUGGAAUCAUGGAUGAAAGUACUUUCAAGAGCUAGUUACGAUUAUAUGAAACUUAUGGUGUCAGAACUUCAUCGACAGUUACAGGAUCUAAAUGAAGAUGCUAAACUUGUGGAAGAUGCUAUGAGAGACAGUCUUAUUCUAUCAGGAACUUAUGGAAAUUUGUCCCAAAGGAACUCAUUGGAAGAUAAAAUGGAAGAAUCAGUUGAAAAUAUCACACAACCGAUGAAAAGAUUUAACCCGUUCAAUACCUCAGAAGAAAACUUGACAUGCUUGACAGACUCUGCUAAUUUUCAUUUUUACGAGGAUGCCAAACCAAAACAUAGGACUUUUGCUCAACUGCAUGAAGAAUACGGGAAUCAGAUCAAACAUAUGAAAGAAUUAUGGGGUGCAAGGACUUCAUGUCUGAUUGAAGAUCUAGCAUGUUCAAGUGCAUAGCCAAAAACAUAAUUUUUACAUUGAUAUAAAUCCGUUCAUGGAAUAUAUGUGUUACAUGUACAUAUAAUGGUUGUAUUUAUAUAUGAAUGUUUCCACUUCAGUAAUUUAAUGUUUUAUAUUUAAAUUUAAAUUCAUAUGAUAUAUUUUCAUGUAUUUAUUUUAAUGAUUACAAUUUUUUUUAUAUCUGUCACAUACGACAUAGCUUGAGGUAUACAAGGUAAAUCCUUUCCAUAAAUACUUUAGAAAUUCAUUUGUCAUUGAGUAUGACAGGUUAUACAUUAGGAUUUUGAAUUACUACAAUUGUAAUGCAAUACCUUUGUAAUUUUAGUGUUGAAACAAAUAUAUAUCCCAGAUGAUCUAUUAUCUCCCUUGAUAUCUCCAUUUGAAAGUGAAAUGCUGCUUACAAUCAGUUAUUUAAAAAAAAAAAUGGUCCUAAAUUCAUGAUUAAAACAUUGGUAAAUAGUAAUGAACUUAUAUUUUCAAUUUUUUUUCUGUAAUUUUUAUCAUCUUUAAACAUUAAACAUUAAAUGGUAUACGAAGAUUUCAUGUCAGUGAAAAGGAUCUUAGUUGCAGAGUUACAUUUAACAUGUCUAAGUCAGGGGCGGAUUUAGAUACU
Messenger RNA from Mytilus trossulus (common blue mussel), 1603 nucleotides. RefSeq names its product sesquipedalian-1-like. The transcript has a single exon. Gene Ontology annotation, biological process: endosome organization; receptor recycling; retrograde transport, endosome to Golgi. NCBI's taxonomy places the organism in Eukaryota, Metazoa, Mollusca, Bivalvia, Mytilida, Mytilidae. The coding region runs from base 232 to 987 and encodes 251 amino acids. Gene Ontology annotation, cellular component: trans-Golgi network; recycling endosome; early endosome. The record is from RefSeq and is a predicted model, not a curated record.